UGACCUCCGCUCUGUCCUUCCCUGGCAGGGACGCUGCGCCCAGUUCGUCGCAACUACUACGACCCAUCCUCGGCCCCUGGGAAGGGCGUGGUGUGGGAGUGGGAGAACGACCGUGGCUCCUGGACGCCCUACGACAUGGAGGUGGGCAUCGCCAUCCAGCAGGCCUACGAGAAGCAGCGGCCCUGGGUCGACCUCACACCCAUCGGCUUCAGCUACAUCAUCGACUUCAGCACCAUGGGCCAGAUCAACCGGCAGACGCAGCGCCAGCGCCGCGUGCGACGGCGCCUGGACCUUGUCUACCCCAUGGUCGCUGGUUCCCUGCCCAAGCCACAGUCCUGGCCACUCAGCCCUGCAUCGCCCACCAUGCCCCCGGGGCCACCCUGCACCUGUCCACAGUGUGUGCUGGUCAUGAGUGUGAAGGCGGCUGUGGCCCACGGGGGCAGUGCACCACAGCCCUCUACAGCGACCCGCAAGAACACUGCAGCCCCCUCAGGGGCCACAAAGCCACCUCCAGCCUCAGGGCCCGGGGCCAAGCUUCCAGAUGGUGUGGGCACCGUGCGAGGCCUGGGCAAGCCUGCCCCAGUACAGGCCAUCCGGAGACAGGCCACCAGUACAGGAACAGGGACCCCAGCGGGCUCUCCUGCCAGUGCCUCUGGAGCUGACAGCAGGCCUGGGAGGGCAGCCCUGGCCACCUUGAAUCGGAACAGCCUACAGCGGCUGGCCAUCGCCCAGUCCCGGGUGCUGAUUGCCUCUGGGGUUCCCACUGUCCCCGUGAAGAACCUAAAUGGCUCCAGCCCUGUCAAUCCCGCCUUGGCAGGAAUCACCGGGAUCCUGAUGAGCGCCGCGGGGCUGCCCGUGUGCCUUACCCGGCCGCCCAAGCUUGUCCUGCACCCGCCGCCGGUCAGCAAGAGCGAGAUAAAGUCUAUCCCAGGGGUCUCCAACAUGAGCCGCAAGACCACCAAAAAGCAAGCCAAGAAAGGUAAAGCCCCGGAGGAGGUGCUGAAGAAGUAUCUGCAGAAGGUCCGGCACCCACCUGAGGAGGACUGCACCAUCUGCAUGGAGCGCCUCACGGCGCCCUCAGGCUACAAGGGCCCACAGCCAACCGUUAAGCCGGACGUGGUGGGCAAGCUGUCCCGGUGUGGUCACGUCUACCACAUCUACUGCCUGGUCGCCAUGUACAACAAUGGGAACAAGGACGGGAGUCUGCAGUGUCCAACGUGCAAGACCAUCUAUGGGGUGAAGACAGGGACGCAGCCUCCGGGGAAGAUGGAGUACCACCUCAUCCCCCACUCCCUGCCGGGCCACCCGGACUGCAAGACCAUCCGGAUCAUCUACAGCAUCCCCCCUGGCAUCCAGGUGCGUCCACGCGUUCUGGCGUCUAAAACGCGUUCCUCGGCGCCUCCUUCCGGGGCUUCCCCUCCGUGGGCUAGUCCCCGCCCUCCUGUCCCCGCCAUUGUUCCUACUUUCUUGGAACCCUUCAGGGUCCUUUGUGCCCGCCUGGCAGAGAUGACUCCCCACCCCUCUGGUUUUUCCACAAACGGUGACAUUGCAGCACUCAGCUUCACACCCCGCGUCUUGCCGGGAACGAUGCAGCCUGUAGAGCUUUGCACGGCGGCCCAGAGAGAGCUUCCUCGUUCCUUCCUAGUCUGUGCAGUAAUCCACUGUGUGAAUCGUUUCAUUCAGCGGCUUCCGUGA
Molecule: messenger RNA, 1695 nt
Organism: Octodon degus (degu)
Lineage: Eukaryota; Metazoa; Chordata; Mammalia; Rodentia; Octodontidae
Product: E3 ubiquitin-protein ligase DTX4-like
Exons: 6
Coding region: 136-1695 (519 amino acids)
Biological process (GO): Notch signaling pathway; protein ubiquitination
Cellular component (GO): nucleoplasm
Molecular function (GO): ubiquitin protein ligase activity; zinc ion binding
Source: RefSeq, a predicted model, not a curated record